UCUCUCGCUGCUGCAGAGCAGAGCAGAGCACAGCGACGGCGCUGCUCGCACCAUUUAUCAUUUGCCUAAUUGAUCGCUGCCUCCUCCGCUAAUACUGAUGCCGGGUGCCCACGCGCUGUGUAGUGUGCUCCCCCUCUCACACACGUACCCCUCUGGGAGGCACUCUCCCUUUCCUAUUCCCUCUGCCGCCUUCACGCACCUGCCUGCCUGCCUGUCGCCAUCGCAAUCGUCGUCGCCGCCUGGCGGCAUGCGAUCUGUGUCUAACGGGGCUUUUCAGUCUCCUCGCGAUGCUCUUCCGUUGAUCUUCACGUGCGCUGGCGACGUCGUUUCCUUUCCUCUCGUUUCGCUUCUACUGCUCUCUCUUUCUGUUCUCUCUACGGGCGAGUGGCCGGACCAAGAAAUACAAUUACUAAUAUAAACAAUCAGCCAAAAAAUCAACACAAAAUUCACCCAAAAAUCAACUCUAUUACGAGAUACAGUAGUGCAGACUCCUGAGGGCUUUUGGGGACGCACAGAUCUGUCAAAAGCGCAAUCGGAGUCGGAAUCGGAAUCGGAAUCGGAAUCCUAUUCGCAAUCAACAAGCUCUCAAGUGCUGUGCUGUGCUGUGCUCUUGUCCGUGGGUUAUAGGCCCAAACACCAAUUGGAGGCUUCCUUUUGGCUGCCUGCAGCCUGGAGCCUGCAGCAAUGACAAUGUCAUCGGCGCUGACGCUGGCUCUCGCCGAGGCCGUGGCAGAGGCCGUGGGGACCGAGGCAGAGGAGGCAGCAAAAUCGCCCGAGGCGGGCGUUGAAAUGUUCUCGGAUGCGGAUAUGGCGGAAGUGCGGCAUGUUGUUCAACGCAUUUUGGUGCCGUGCGUUUUUGUUAUUGGACUAUUGGGAAAUUCAGUGAGCAUUUAUGUUUUGACGCGGAAGCGCAUGAGGUGCACCACAAACAUUUAUCUAACGGCCCUGGCAAUUACGGACAUUGCAUACCUGACCUUUCAAUUAAUCCUAACACUCCAGCACUACGAGUACAUCAAGUACCACUGCGAGAUCUACUGGCGCCUCUACGGAUACUUUGUCUGGCUAUGCGAUGUCUCCGCAUACAUAUCCAUUUACAUAGCCGUGUGCUUUACCAUAGAGCGAUUUAUCGCGAUACGGUAUCCGCUGAAGAGGCAAACGUUCUGCACGGAAACCCUGGCCAAGAGGGUGAUAUCAGCCGUCGCCCUCUUCUGUUUGCUGUCUACGCUCUCCACCGCGUUCGAGCACACAAUGGACAUCCACUGGAAGUUGAUUGAUGACGCCUACAAGCCAUGCAAUCAAACCCCGGCCAAUGUCUCGCCAACGCCCUCGCUGCCCACACCGGCGACCGUGUGGCACCAGCAGCAGCAACAGCAGCAGGAUGACCCCGAGGUGACCACCAUUGGGAGUGCUGCAACGUUUCCCCUCUUCGACGGCAGUGGCAAUGGCAUCGGCAUCGGCAUUGGCAACGGUAACGGUAACUUUAACGGUGAUGGGGAGUCAGGCAACAUUCCACGACAGCAACACCGCCGGCACUGGCCGUCAUCUGUGACGCCGCCGCCGGCCCAGAGUGAAACUCUAGAUGCCACCAAGCUGUGGCAGCAGGGCUCAGAUGCGGCAGACGGGGAGCGCGACUCCAUAGAGCGGGUCACGGAGAGUCUGCUGCAGUUGUCACGUUCCGGACGCAGCGGGGAGUUCAAUCACUCAGAUGCAUUUGCAUUUAAUGUAACGGAAUAUUGUCAAAAUAUGACUGUCUUUACUCACAUUUUCUCGGAGCUGGGCAACAACGAUCUGUAUGUAAACGUGUGGAGCUUGUUCACUCUGUUGGUAUUCGUGCUUUUUCCACUGUUCCUGCUUGCCACGUUCAACUGCUUCCUCAUCUUGCUGGUCCACCGAUCGAAGAGCCUACGCGGGGAUCUAACAAAUGCCAGCAGCAUAAGACGCACCAAGCGGAAGUCCAACACUGGUCUGACGGGCAGCGUUUCGCAGGAGAAUCGCGUGACAAUCACUUUGAUCGCCGUCGUUCUACUGUUCAUCGUGUGCCAGCUGCCGUGGGCCAUCUAUCUGAUACUCGACCAGUACAUGGUGAUUGCGCCGGGUGCCAAGGUGAUUGCCGGCAAUGUGUGCAACCUUCUGGCCGCUCUUAAUGCCGCCUCGAACUUCUUUCUGUACUGCGUGCUGUCGGACAAGUACCGGAAGACGGUGCGCGAGCUGAUCACAGGGUAUCGCUAUCGGCGUCGCCAUGCCCGCAACAACACGAGUCUCUAUGUGCCCCACACGACCACCACGCUGACGCACAUCAACGGAGACCAUCACCAUCAUGGUGCGCCUUACGGUGGGGCAGGCGGCAGCAGUCGUCGCAGCUGCAAUCGGAGUCGCAACAAGGCGACGGCCACGGGUCGCCUGAUAGCGUGAGUCGUGCCGCAGGCUCGAGUGCGAUUUCUCUGGCAAAAGCGUGAUUUCAGCGUCACUCACUCAAAAGAUGAUGUCAGAAGUGUUUCUCACGAGUACUGAAUGAGUCGCGAAUGAGUCACGAAUAAUGAAUGAAGGUUUGAAACAUAUGCCUGCAUAGAAUAAUGAGUAAAAUACAUACAUAUAUGAUCAAGAGUGCACUAUCAAAGUUUCACCGUGAUCCAAGCCUGAACAGUGCCUUCAUUUCGGGAGUCUGUGAAACGCUGACGAAGGACUCUACAUAUAUAUCUCUCUCUCUAUAUACAGAUUAUAUAACAUACAUUGUGCCAUAAUGUGAUGAUUAUAGUUUUAUGAUAGUUAACCUAAACGUAAUUGUUGUCCUAAGUACUAAACGAAUCAAAUACAAAACCAAAAAAAGACA
Drosophila persimilis is the source of this 2830-nucleotide messenger RNA. RefSeq lists its product as uncharacterized. The transcript has 9 exons. Gene Ontology annotation, biological process: G protein-coupled receptor signaling pathway. Lineage: Eukaryota; Metazoa; Arthropoda; Insecta; Diptera; Drosophilidae. The record is from RefSeq and is a predicted model, not a curated record. The coding region runs from base 685 to 2412 and encodes 575 amino acids. Gene Ontology annotation, cellular component: membrane. Gene Ontology annotation, molecular function: G protein-coupled peptide receptor activity.